Nerophis lumbriciformis (worm pipefish) is the source of this 949-nucleotide messenger RNA. It is a transcript of the gene cimap1b, whose product is annotated as ciliary microtubule associated protein 1B. The record is from RefSeq and is a predicted model, not a curated record. Gene Ontology annotation, cellular component: cytoskeleton. NCBI's taxonomy places the organism in Eukaryota, Metazoa, Chordata, Actinopteri, Syngnathiformes, Syngnathidae.
AUAUUUACAUCUAACACAAUUUCCCAACUCAUAUGGAAACAAGGUUUGUAUUUCUAUCAUUGACACAAUACAUGAGCAGCUCUUGACCAAUGAGUUGAUUAUUUCUCAGUUUGCAGUGGAGUCCGCCUGCAGAGCAGCACUCUGGGGACAGUUUGCAGUACUUGGGUAGACAAAUGAUGAGUAGAUAAUGCCGGCUGAGAAGCCCAAAGCUGCGGGGUCAAGCGCCUCCCGACUGUUCGCUCUGCCUUCGCUGACAGGAUUUAAGAACCAUGAUCCCACCAAGUCCAAAGCACCGAGCUACACGUUGAGCGGCCGCUGCCCCAGAACCAAACAACACGUCUCCCCCGGACCGGCGCACUUUGUCCCUUCCAACAUCACCAAAAACGGGCGAGACGGAACUCCGGCAUUUUCAUUCGGCAGACGACGAAAGGAGCCGGCCCGCGCCGUCAUCCCUGCACCCAACUGUUACAGCCUGGAGAACGCGGAGAAGUACACUCAUCGCUCUUCUCCUGCGUACACUUUAGCUACCAGGAGGAAGCAACAUGCAAACAGCAACCAAGCUGGACCCGGUCCAGCUUCCAACAUGCUGCCGCCUGUCAUGGGACCUAAAACCGUCAACAUCGCUGCAGGGCCCGCACACACCAUCCUCGGCCGCAGUAAAGUCGGGAACUUUUUUAACGACUUGUCAAAGUCUCCAGGCCCUGCAGCCUACCAAUCUACGGACCUCAAAACUUACCUGAGAAAAUCACCAGAGUACAGCAUGCCGGGCCGAAAGUUCCCACCUCAAAGUUCCACACGGACGCCAGCACCUGGAGUGUAUUGUCCUGAGAAGGUUACGUCCAAUGCUUCAAAAGCUCCGGCCUUCACCUUUGGAAGAUAUCACUCGGAGAAAACCAUCAUCCCCCUUACGGCUCUGGAUAAAAGUCAACAGUCGAUAACAAUCAGUUAA